Messenger RNA from Mastomys coucha (southern multimammate mouse), 2554 nucleotides. It is a transcript of the gene Lyg2, whose product is annotated as lysozyme g2. The transcript has 6 exons. The coding region runs from base 288 to 920 and encodes 210 amino acids. Gene Ontology annotation, biological process: peptidoglycan catabolic process; defense response to Gram-positive bacterium. The record is from RefSeq and is a predicted model, not a curated record. NCBI's taxonomy places the organism in Eukaryota, Metazoa, Chordata, Mammalia, Rodentia, Muridae. Gene Ontology annotation, molecular function: lysozyme activity. Gene Ontology annotation, cellular component: extracellular region.
ACAGGACAAAAGUAGACGAGGCAGGUGAGUGUAGGUUCUGGUGUUUAAAAGCUUCCUUCUCAGUGGCAGAGGCACACUGAGGUCUGCUCAGUUGAACGAAGCCAGAGGCACAGCGAACCACUGCCUGAUGGAGUCUCCAACUGUCACACCUAUGCUAUAGGACAUGUUAUAAAGGCCAUCACUGUGUGAAAUCUUAAUCUACAGGUUGCCACCACUAAAGGCUUCUUCAAAGACUUCUCUGGGAGACUGCAGGGGAGGACAGGUCCCAAAGGAUAAGAGUCACGGCCAUGGUGCCCUCGGUGGUGUUCUGGGGACUUAUUGCUCUCAUUGGCACUGCAAGAGGCACAUACACUCACUCCAUGAACUUUCAUGUGCACCCUCGUCUGUACCAUGGCUGCUACGGAGACAUCAUGACCAUGGAGACUUUUGGGGCCCCCUGCGACAUAAACAAUCUGAUGAACUGUGGGAUCCACGGUUCGGAAAUGUUUGCCGAGAUGGAUUUGAAAGCCAUAAAGCCUUACCGGAUCCUCAUCAAAGAAGUGGGGCAGAGACACUGCGUUGACCCAGCCCUUAUCGCUGCCAUCAUCUCCAGGGAAAGCCACGGCGGGGCUGUCCUACAGAAUGGCUGGGACCAUAAGGGGCAGAGGUUUGGCUUGAUGCAGCUUGAUAAAAAUAUGUACCAUCCUAUUGGUUCCUGGGACAGUAGGGAACACCUUCUUCAGUCUGUUGGGAUUCUAACAGAAAGAAUUAAGGCAAUCAAGAGGAAAUUUCCCACCUGGAAUGCAGCUCUGCACCUGAAAGGUGGUCUGACUGCUUUUAAGUUGGGGAUGGAAACUAUUGUCACUCCUGCAGACAUAGAAGGUGACUUAGUGGAUGACAUCCUUGCCCGGGCCAAAUUCUAUAAGAGACAUGGCUUCUAGGUAGAGCGAGUUACGUGGGUGAAGUACUCAGCUGGUCCCUCUUUCAAGGUUUAUUAUUAGCCCAUUGCAUUCAAUAGGAGCAAAGAAAUGGUUACAAUUAUAAAAGAAAGUUCAUCUUCAAAAUUUUCAAUCAAAGUAAGCUAAAGAAAGGAAGGAAAGAAGAAAGGAAGAGAGGUGAAGAUGUACAACUGUUUAGUUGCUUGAGUUCUUGCCUAGCACCUGCAAGGCCCCAAGUCCCAUCUUUAUCACAAAGAAAAAAACCUAGCUUCAUGGUUCCUAGGAAACCUACAUAGACAAAGACAGAUAAUUUCUUUGUGGUCGGUAUGAAUACCAUAGCACUCAGCAUGUGCAUGGUCUAGCUGGGCUUCAUUUUAGCCCGUGAUUUUAACAAUCACCUAUACUCUACCAGAAUUACUAAUCAGAAGUGAGCCUUUGUCCCUUUCGCAGUAUCUACCCCAGUUGCUAGGACUCGGCUCAUGAGAUGUGUCUGUCUCAGAAGCCAGGAAUCAUGGAUUUGGAGACAAGGUCUCGCAAACUUGUAGAAAUUGUAGAAACUCCUCAAACUUGUAGAAAUUCUCCUGCCUCAGCUUCCCAAAUUCUGAUAUUACAAGUAUGGGCCCAUACCUGUUGUGUAGUCAAUUCUUAGGAUUUGAUGAGGCCCCAGCUUUACCAGCUGUUAAAUAUUGUUCUUGUUCCUGCAUGUGUGGAGACUGAGAUGUUCUUCAGAUGACCAUGCUGCUCAGGGAUAAUUAAUUUUGGAUUUUCCCCUGGAAGCAUUAAUUUCACCAACACUAGCCCUUUUGAUGUCACUAUUGUAAAGAUAACUAAGGUGUAGGCCAGGCAUCUCCAAACAGGAAACAAUUACUGGCUUACUCCGUGAAUCUGUUUCCUCAGGGUUCUUGUUCUGCCUGGCACACAGAAAUGUCCUUCCUAUAGGAGGACAGAGUAAAGAUGUCUUAGUUUGGCUCCCUCUAAACUAGACCUGUGACAAGAAUGUGGGUGCAAGUAGUUAUGGGGGCACAGAAAACACUGUUAUAAAGUGGUUCUGUGACAUGGAAUUAGAGAAUAGCAAAGCAUGUGUCAUCAAGCCACUACCCUAAUUGGCAAUGGGACGGACUCAGCCUUGCAGGAAAGCAUUGAGCAUUUACCACAGAUCUACCUGUGCAGGUGCAAUCUGCACAGCCCCUCUGAAAGCCACUGGUUGAGGUACCUUCCUGUUGGGAGAGGGUGUUGGUUUCUUGCUAGUCUGAUGUGCUAAACAAGCACAAAUGUGGAACCCUUGUCUACAUUUCCAAGAGUGAGAAGCUAGGAGUACAAACAGGAAGACUGAGUAAGAAUUCUGAGAAGUCCAGGGGCAGGGGAGGAGGGAGGAAGCAUCGCUCCAGAGCUUCCUGUUUCCAUCCCGACUGAACAACAUGUUACAAAUAAUCUUGAAAUACACAAGCCUAUUAUGCCUCCCGGUUCAUGUGCCAGGCUUCUGCAGAAUCUAUCAGAAUGGCCAAUUGGACCCAAUAGAACUAUCUCUGUCUCCGUCCUCCUUCCACCAGUAGUAGCUCAACAGCCAACUCCCAGGAAUCUACUGAGAACAAUGCCUAAGACGUUAACCCAAAUGUCCAUUAAAUUGUCUUGUGUCU